Messenger RNA from Lizanozyma spartinae, 1629 nucleotides. It is a transcript of the gene HXT1, whose product is annotated as sugar porter family MFS transporter. The transcript has a single exon. Gene Ontology annotation, biological process: carbohydrate transport; transmembrane transport. Gene Ontology annotation, molecular function: carbohydrate:proton symporter activity. Gene Ontology annotation, cellular component: plasma membrane. The coding region runs from base 1 to 1629 and encodes 542 amino acids. The record is from RefSeq and is a predicted model, not a curated record. NCBI's taxonomy places the organism in Eukaryota, Fungi, Ascomycota, Pichiomycetes, Serinales, Debaryomycetaceae.
AUGUCGCAAGAACCUACAAAUAUGUCUGGGACAGCCACACCCAUUGAUAAUGGGUCGCUUCUCAAGGAAGAAAAGGAAACCGAAUCCUUAGCUCAACCAAUCACCACCAAAAAAUCUGGUUGGUCUGAACAUCUUACCACAGCCAUCUUUUGUUUAUUGGUGGCCUUCGGUGGGUUCGUUUUCGGUUACGACACCGGUACCGUUUCCGGUUUCGUUAACAUGGAUGAUUUCAAGAAACGGUUUGCUACUCACCAUGCCGAUGGUACCUACAAAUUCUCCGAUACUCGUGUCGGUUUAAUGAUUGCCAUUUUGAACAUUGGUUGUGCCGUCGGUGGUAUUGUUUUAUCCAAAGUUGGUGAUAUGAAAGGUAGAAGAUUUGGUAUCUCCACAGCCAUGUCCAUUUACAUUGUUGGUAUCAUUGUUCAAAUUGCUUCUCAGCACGCUUGGUAUCAAAUUAUGAUUGGUCGUUUGAUCACUGGUUUUGCCAUUGGUAUGGUUUCUGUUCUUUGUCCUUUGUUCAUUUCCGAAACCUCUCCAAAAGCCAUCAGAGGUACCUUGGUUGUUUGUUUCCAAUUGUUCAUCACCCUCGGUAUCCUUAUCGGUAACAUUGUUGGUUAUGGUACCAAGUCUUACAGUGACUCUGUCUCUUGGAGAGUUCCUCUUGGGUUAUGUUUUGCCUGGGCCUUGUUUUUGUUGUUUGGUAUGUCCUUGAUGCCUGAAUCCCCCAGAUACUUGAUUGAAAAGAACAUGAUUGAAGAAGCCAAGAAGUCCAUCGCCAAGUCUAACAAGCUUUCUCCUGAAGACGCUCUUGUCUAUGAAGAAAUCCAAUUGAUCCAAAACGGUAUCGACCAGGAAAAGUUGGCUGGUAGUGCUAACUGGUUAGAAUUGAUCACUGGUAAGCCAAAGAUCUUAUACAGAGUCAUCAUGGGUAUUAUGUUACAAAGUCUUCAACAAUUAACUGGUGAUAACUAUUUCUUCUAUUACGGUACCACCAUUUUCAAGGCUGUCGGUUUGUCUGAUUCCUUCCAAACCUCUAUCAUCUUGUCUGCUGUUAACUUUGGUUCCACCUUCCUCGGUAUCUAUCUUAUCGAUAGAUGGGGAAGAAGAAAGGUGUUGAUGAUGGGUUCCGCUUGUAUGUUCCUUGCCAUGCUUGUCUACUCCAUCUUGGGUUCCGUCAGAUUAUACAUUGGUGUUCAAGGUGACAACUCAAACACCAGAAAGCCUGUUGGUGACGCUAUGAUUUUUGUUACUUGUGUCUACAUUUUGUUCUUUGCUUCUACCUGGGCUGGUGGUUGUUAUGCCGUUGUUUCUGAAUCUUAUCCAUUGAGAAUCAGAGCUAAGGCUAUGUCUGUUGCCAUUGCUGCCAACUGGUUGUGGGGUUUCUUGAUUGCCUUUUUCACUCCUUUCAUCACAUCUGCCAUCCAUUUCUACUAUGGUUUCGUCUUUGCUGGAUGUCUUAUCUUCUCUUUCUUCUAUGUCUACUUCUUUGUCUAUGAAACCAAGGGUUUGACCUUGGAAGAAGUUGACAUGUUGUACGCUUCCGAUGCUAAGCCAUGGAACUCCCACAAUUGGGUUCCUGAAGAACAAAAUGUUGAUGUUGCCUUCAUCAAACAAGAACCAUCUGUUUAA